Molecule: messenger RNA, 2329 nt
Organism: Cheilinus undulatus (humphead wrasse)
Lineage: Eukaryota; Metazoa; Chordata; Actinopteri; Labriformes; Labridae
Gene: nop16
Product: NOP16 nucleolar protein homolog (yeast)
Exons: 5
Coding region: 436-969 (177 amino acids)
Biological process (GO): ribosomal large subunit biogenesis
Cellular component (GO): nucleolus
Source: RefSeq, a predicted model, not a curated record
AUGAGGCCAUUGUGUAAAUAAAAUCAAAUUAGUAUGUAUGUUACCUGUGACUAUUUAAAGAAAAGGAUUAAAGGGGAUAAAAAUAUAAGUCAAACUAAUUUUAAUUAAUAUUAGGCAUAAAAUAUGGGUUUAAUACAACUUAAUACAUGUAAAGCAACGUACCAGUAUUCUAUACUAAGAUUUUCUGAUAUAACUAAUGCAUGGAAUUUAAGUCAUUAUAUUUGUGUUUUGUUUUGUUUUUUUAGUUCGUCAACAUUCAGUUCAACGUUCUUUCGUUACGGAAAGUUGAAACGUCAGCUUUAAGAACUGGGCGUUGCCGUGCUCACGUCAGCGGAACAAAACAAAGAUUGGACUUCCGGUUGUCGCACGUUGCUCUUUCCUCCUCACCACAAGUGCACCCUGUGCUGUUAAACCAGAGGGGAAAAACAAGCCAAAAUGCCGAAAACAAAGCAGUCCAAAAGGAGGAAGAAGUUCGACUACAACAUGGACCGGAAGAAGCUGAAAAAAAAGUUUCUGAAGAAAAGCAACCCGAGGAUAGAAAAUCGGCAGAUUCGAAAUGCGUGGGACAGUAAGAAGUCAAUGGCUAGGAACCUGCAGGAGAUGGGUCUGGCGUUUGAUCCAAAUCGAAGUCUGCCGAUAAAGAAACAGAGGCUCCUGGGUGAGGACAAACAGACCAAAGCUCCUGUCAACAUCGUGACCAAACCCUACGUCCUCAACCAGCUGGAAGAGGAGGCGAGUCUACCAGAGAAAGACUCCAAGACGUUAUCUUCCGACCUGAUCGAGUACGUUCAGUACAUGAUCCGAGAACACAAGGAUAACUUCAAGGAAAUGGCCAGAGAUGAGAAGAACUACUACCAGGACACCCCCAAACAGAUCAAGAGGAAAAUAAACGAGUACAAACGCUGCCAUCCGCAGCACUACGAGGCUUUCAUCAGCUCGCUGGCUGCUCCACAGCCCAUGGAGCAGUAGAGACUGCCGGACUUUAUUUCAUUCUCUUUACCGGGAUGAAAAGGACUUCAUUCGUCAGCAGACGGGAUGUUCAGACUGUGACAGCUGACAAGUGACAGAGAAUGGAGACACCCCCAGAGAACCGAGCGAUGAGAUCUGUCUCAUUCAGGAUCCUUCAGGUGUUUUCGAUGUUUUCCCAGCUGUAAAGGUUUCUGUUUUUAUUUCCACAUUUUGUCCUGAUCUCACGGUCUGUUGUGUGUUACGUGUUUUCAAAGUCAAAUAUAAAAGACAGAUGUUUUUGAAGCCUGUUUUGUGUGUUUUUCCUCCGCUAAAAUGAAAUAUAUGGGAGCAGUUUUGCUCUCCAAGUUACUGGCUCUGAAAGAAGAUAAACCUCUAGAUUAGUCGUUCCCAACCUUUUUUCCCAUGAGCCCCUGCUUAUAUCGCAGAGGAGCCGAGGACCUCCAGAACCCACACAAACAAAAGGUGACACAUGGAUGUCAAAAAUUAACAUCAAACUAAAAGGUUUUCAUUGUUCAAAUCUCUAUAAAAUAGCCACAGACAGAGGUUUUUUCAUCAAAAGACCUUUACAUGAACAAUUCAUUAGUGCUCUAUCAUCACUUUAGUACAAGUGAAUCUAAUUUUAGCAACCUCAAGGCAGACAGAGCCUUGCACCCCCUUAAAAUCUCUGGCAGGUUUUUCUGUCUAGUUUGACCGAUACCCGCUCAUGGUGCAAGGAAAAAAAGAAGAGACCUAGAAUCUGAAAAUUCUCCGUGCAUCAGACGUGCAGCGUCUCUGAGAUGCAGCCCUAACACUGGCUGCCAGUCUGAAACAGCGGUUACUAUAGCAACAGCGAGGCGUGACGUCACAGUACCAGUGCGGACCAAAAAGUGGCGGCCUCCAGGGGAGUUUAUGAACUCAAAUUACUCAAAAUGCAGAUAUCUAGUGAGUUUUUAGGUCAGUAUACAUAUGAGAGUUACAAAUAUCUAUCCAACAAGAUGAACUUAAUGAUCUGCAGGGUUAAUUUGAAUAAGGCGAGGCUUCUGGGGCUUUUCUCAAGUUUUUAAAGCACAAAAUAAACAAGGAUGCAGGCUUGAUUCAUCACAUGGGAGAAUGGUUAUGAUUUUCAAAUAUCCUGUUAUUGAUAUCAAUAUUUAAACUUUUAUGUCUUUAAUCUUGUCUUAAAAACACAUUUCCUGUUUUUUUUUGCUGAUGCCUUGUUGUAAUGAAGUACUUCGACCAGACGGUGGCAGUAAUGCAUUUUAAAGCUGUUUGCUAACCACCAUAUAAACGGUGACUAAAAAGUAUUUGUCCCCUUGGAUGUCGAUGAAAACAUAUUUCUACAAAGUAAUGUCAACUGAAUAAAAAACUUCCCUCCUCUUGA